AUGAUCUACAUGGUUUUUACGACCGAAUCAUGGGAUUUACUCUUCACAUCAAGCUCGCAGUUCGUAGAGAAAGGUUUGGACAUACUGCUUAAAAUACCAAUCGGUUUAGUCGUGUUCAUUCCUUGGAUAUUUUUGCUGCGCAAACCUCAAAUCUCCCAUUUAUCACACGAUCUGGCCGUUUUCGAUAAUUUGAUGAAGAAGUACAAUUACCCUCACAACUACCAAUUUUUCCACAUCAUUGCAACAAUAUUCACUACAAUUGACGUCGGCAUUCCACUCAUUAUCCUAGCGGCUAUUCGAGGUUUUAGCUUUUGGAUGAAGCACUUUAUGGUCCUCACAUUCCUUAGUGUCUCCUGGUCGGCCGGUAUGUUGUUCAACACCGUGUUCAACAUACUACUCUAUCACAUUCUGUACCGUGUUGAAGUUAUUAAUGAUUUACUCAGGAAACUUUUAUAUUGCGAUCGUUUCGAAAAUAAUACACUGGACACUAUGGAGCUGAUCAGGACAUUGAUGCGGCUGCACGAUAAACUCGGCGAUAUAGCAAACAAUUGUUCAAGAUGUUUUGCCAUUACGACCGUCCUAACCAUGAUCCACGUGUUGGUGUCAAAUAUACUGACCACCUUUGCUUUAAUUCGUGUCGUGUUCUACCAUUACGAUGCAAUCGAACUUCGAGAUUGCAUUUUCUACAUGAUUGGUAUAAUGAGCUACAGCUUGCUGCCGAUUUGCACCAUUUGGAUGGCAGGAGAUAUCAAGAAGCGAACCGUUCUCACCUGGAAGUUAAUACACCGCUUCAUCAACACAGCUGACGACAUUGAAAUCGAGGAUCUUCUACAACGGUUUUCCGAACAAAUGAACCAUCGAUCGCCCAGCAUUGAUUUUCGAUUUUUUGACGUUGACUGGCCAUUGCUGGUGAAGGCCUGCAGUGAAGCGUCCACUUAUCUGAUUAUAAUGAUACAGUUCGAUAUAAAACAGUGA
This is a messenger RNA of Anopheles moucheti, 975 nucleotides long. RefSeq lists its product as uncharacterized. The record is from RefSeq and is a predicted model, not a curated record. Gene Ontology annotation, biological process: sensory perception of taste. Bases 1 to 975 code for a protein of 324 amino acids. The transcript has 5 exons. NCBI's taxonomy places the organism in Eukaryota, Metazoa, Arthropoda, Insecta, Diptera, Culicidae. Gene Ontology annotation, cellular component: dendrite; membrane; neuronal cell body.